Messenger RNA from Athene cunicularia (burrowing owl), 4892 nucleotides. It is a transcript of the gene TLL1, whose product is annotated as tolloid like 1. NCBI's taxonomy places the organism in Eukaryota, Metazoa, Chordata, Aves, Strigiformes, Strigidae. Gene Ontology annotation, molecular function: metalloendopeptidase activity; zinc ion binding; calcium ion binding. Bases 1 to 2997 code for a protein of 998 amino acids. Gene Ontology annotation, biological process: proteolysis. The record is from RefSeq and is a predicted model, not a curated record. The transcript is spliced from 21 exons.
AUGAACUUCUGGGUAUUCCAUGACAAUUUUGACUGGAUAUAUGAUUGGACUUUUAAUUUGGAUACUAUUGGACAAGGAAACUGGAAACUAAUGUGGAAAAAUAACAGCUUUUUUUUAUUUAAAGCUGUCUUUUGGGGAGAUAUUGCCUUAGAUGAUGAAGACUUAAAAAUCUUUCAAAUUGACAGGACGAUUGACCUUACGCAGCACUCCAAUGAAAGACUUGGCCAUAACACAGGUGGCUUUGGAGAGCAUGGAAUGUCAAAAAAACGAGGUGCCCUCUAUCAGCUUAUAGACAGAAUAAGAAGAUUUGGCUCUGGUUUGGAACAAAAUAAUACAUCUAAAGGAAGAUCUAUUGUAAAAUUCUCAGGGAAAAAUGAGAAAAACCGAUUUCCCAGAGCUGCUACAUCACGAACAGAAAGAAUAUGGCCAGGGGGUGUCAUUCCAUAUGUAAUAGGUGGAAAUUUCACUGGCACCCAGCGCGCCAUGUUCAAACAGGCUAUGCGGCACUGGGAAAAGUACACGUGUGUUACAUUUAUUGAACGAAGUGAUGAAGAAAGUUAUAUUGUAUUUACAUACAGACCAUGUGGGUGCUGUUCUUAUGUGGGUCGAAGGGGAAAUGGUCCUCAGGCUAUAUCUAUUGGCAAGAACUGUGAUAAAUUUGGUAUAGUUGUCCAUGAGUUGGGUCAUGUGAUAGGUUUUUGGCACGAACAUACACGACCAGACCGUGAUGACCAUGUCACCAUCAUUAGAGAAAACAUCCAGCCUGGUCAGGAAUACAACUUCUUGAAGAUGGAGCCUGGAGAGGUGAAUUCCCUUGGGGAACCAUAUGAUUUUGACAGCAUUAUGCACUAUGCCAGGAACACCUUCUCAAGGGGCAUGUUUCUGGAUACCAUUCUCCCUUCCCGUGAUGAUAAUGGUAUACGACCUGCCAUUGGCCAGCGUACUCGUCUAAGUAAAGGAGAUAUUGCACAGGCAAGAAAGCUGUAUAGAUGUCCAGCAUGUGGAGAAACACUGCAGGAAUCUACAGGCAACUUUUCUUCUCCAGGAUUUCCAAAUGGUUAUCCUUCUUACACACACUGCAUAUGGAGAAUCUCUGUGACCCCAGGGGAGAAGAUUGUUUUAAAUUUUACCACCAUGGACCUUUACAAGAGCAGUCUCUGUUGGUACGACUAUAUUGAAGUAAGAGAUGGCUACUGGAGAAAAUCACCUCUGCUUGGCAGGUUUUGUGGUGACAAACUGCCAGAAGUCCUUGCGUCCUCAGACAGCAGGAUGUGGAUCGAGUUCCGCAGCAGCAGCAACUGGGUUGGGAAAGGUUUUGCAGCAAUUUAUGAAGCUAUCUGUGGAGGUGAAAUCCACAAAAAUGAAGGCCAGAUCCAGUCUCCCAAUUAUCCUGAUGACUACAGACCAAUGAAGGAAUGUGUGUGGAAGAUAACAGUGUCAGAAAACUACAAUGUAGGAUUAACCUUUCAAGCAUUUGAGAUUGAAAGACAUGAUAACUGUGCAUAUGACUACUUGGAAAUUCGAGAUGGUGCAAAUGAGAACAGUCCUUUAAUCGGUCACUUUUGUGGCUAUGACAAGCCAGAAGACAUUAGAUCUACCUCUAAUACCCUGUGGAUGAAGUUUGUUUCUGAUGGAACUGUUAACAAAGCAGGGUUUGCAGCUAACUUUUUUAAAGAGGAAGAUGAAUGUGCCAAACCUGACAAUGGUGGCUGUGAGCAGCGCUGUGUAAAUACUCUGGGCAGUUACCAGUGCGCCUGUGAUCCUGGCUAUGAACUUGGUCCUGACAAAAAGAGUUGUGAAGCUGCUUGCGGAGGACUCCUGACAAAGCUAAAUGGGACUAUAACCACACCAGGGUGGCCCAAAGAGUAUCCUCCAAACAAAAACUGUGUGUGGCAGGUGGUUGCCCCGACGCAAUACCGAAUUUCAAUGAAGUUUGAGUUUUUUGAGCUAGAAGGGAAUGAAGUUUGCAAAUAUGAUUAUGUGGAGAUUCGUAGUGGCCUUUCUUCUGAUUCUAAACUACACGGUAAAUUCUGUGGUACAGAAGUGCCUGAAGUUAUCACCUCACAGUACAACAACAUGCGAAUUGAGUUCAGAUCUGACAACACAGUGUCGAAAAAAGGCUUCAAGGCACACUUCUUCUCAGACAAGGAUGAGUGUUCGAAGGACAAUGGUGGCUGCCAGCAUGAGUGCAUCAACACAGUAGGAAGCUAUGUUUGCCAGUGCCGGAAUGGAUUUGUGUUACAUGAAAACAAACAUGACUGCAAGGAGGCUGAGUGUGAACAGAAGAUCCACAGUCCCAGUGGCAUCAUCACGAGUCCCAACUGGCCCGACAAGUAUCCCAGCAGAAAGGAGUGCACGUGGGAAAUCAGUGCCACCCCCGGGCAGAGGGUCAAACUGACCUUCAAUGAAUUUGAGAUAGAACAACAUCAGGAAUGUGCUUAUGACCACUUGGAAGUGUUUGAUGGUGAAAGUGAAAAAUCACCAAUUCUGGGACGAUUAUGUGGCAAUAAGAUACCAGAUCCUCUUAUUGCUACUGGAAACAGAAUGUUUCUCCGCUUUGUUUCUGAUGCAUCAGUUCAAAGAAAAGGCUUCCAAGCAACGCACUCUACAGAGUGUGGUGGUCGGCUGAAAGCUGAAACCAAGGCCAAAGACCUGUACUCGCAUGCUCAGUUUGGCGAUAACAAUUAUCCAGUUCAGGCAGACUGUGACUGGCUCCUCGUGGCAGAACACAGUUAUCGAGUUGAGUUAAUGUUUCAGACUUUUGAGGUGGAAGAAGAGGCAGACUGUGGUUAUGAUUAUGUGGAGCUCUUUGAUGGUCAUGAUAAGACAGCUGUGAGACUUGGUCGGUUUUGUGGAUCUGGGCCACCAGAAGAAAUUUAUUCAGCAGGGGAAACUCUUUUACUUCACUUUCACACUGAUGAUACAAUCAACAAGAAAGGAUUUCAUAUACGAUACAGAAGUAUAAAAUAUCCAGAUAGCGUGCACACCAAAAAAUAACACAAGAACCUCUAUGCCAGAAAAGGAGAGUGAGAAGAAAGAAUGCACAGUGGAAAGGAAAGAAGGCAUGUCUUUUUUUUUUUUUAAACUGAAGUUAUUAGCACAAAUGUUUUAUAUGAGUUCAGUUGAAAUGAUGACUUAUAAGACCAGAGACUCAAAUAAAAUUAAAAAAAAGUCACCUAUCCCAGUGGAAUAGUCAAGAUGAUGAUGGCAGACUCCAUACUUGACUGUCUCUGCAAAGCUUGUGAAAAGAAUUUGCAUGCAGGGAGAAUAUAAAAGCUGUUUUUCAUGGUUUGACAUUUGUCUUAGAUGCGUACAGAUUCAAUCAGUUGCAUUCAGGGGAAGUGACCGUCCAAACCAUUCUUCCUUCUGACAAUGGUAUGGGUCCAGGAGGAAAAAAAGCUCUUUCAGGUCACGCAUUCAAAAUACUGUCCUUAUAUCUAGUUGCUUUGACUUUGUAUCCAGUUUAACGUGUGUACAAGGACUUGAAAGAAGAAAUGAAAUGGGAAGGUCUUCCUGCAUUGUUCUGUAUUUUUUACAAAUUCAUCUGUCAUAUCAGGUUAUCAGUGUUUUGAAACUGGAAAAUCCGACUUCUGAAACAUAACUGAUCUUUAGAGUAUUUUGUUUUACUAAUGACUGAGAAGUCUGAGCUGUUACAUAGGUCAUCACCAGUUGACCAAUCACUUGUUGACUGAAUUUGAACAGCGUAAGCAUCUGAAAAUGUUUGGUUUACUAAUUAAGUAAGCUAUCUCUGAUGAUGUGCUCUUAUUUUGCACUGAACAUAGAAAGAGACUGAGAUGAAAACCUGUCCCAAAUCAAAACCUGUAUCCAUGAGAAACAGAAAUAGUCAAGGAUCAUCUAGAACGCCUCCUACUGAAUUUGUUUUCAGCAGUACAUUUGGAACCACUAUUAAGCUUUAUUUCUUCGGACCUCUUUGUGAAUGAGCUAAUUGUCUGGUUUAGCUACUUGGAAAUGAAGCUGCAGUACUAUCCAAGAGUCAGGUUUCCCAAAGAGGUUUUUUUCUGGGAGUAAGACGAUGACAAAAGUGAUGAGUAAGAGUGAUGGUGAAAAAAGCAAAGAAAAACAUUACAACAGACCCAGGAUUUGUUUGUUAUCAAGAGUGAAUUCCUAUGGUGCUAUUCCAUGAACAUUAAAAACAAAAACAAACUAAGAAGUUUUAGACUUUUGAGCCAACAGCUUGCAGAUCAUGAAUGUCUCACCACACCUGGCUGCAUCUGGAGAAGGAAGGCUUUACUGCUCCAAGGGAGAGUGGGUUGUAAUGGCAGCACUAGUCCUGUGGAACAACUACUACUAUUGCCUUAGAAUCCUCGCACACGGUCAGACAGAUCUUCCUGUAGAUACACCUCUAAUUUGAUAAAUAAUUCGACGACUCGAACAUCUUAGCACAUGUUAACAAAAGGAUCUUCAAGCAAAAGCCCCAUCUGCAGAGCAAGAUCAUCUGCUGUAAAUACAAUGACCUGCUUUUGAUGUAGAGAUAUGUUACAUUUAGAACUGAGAUAUUCUAUGUGCUUUAGGCCAUACAUGGCUUUAGUCAUAAUGUAUAUGCAUUAUGUAAGUAUUGUAUGAGUGAGUGCUCCAGGGGAGUGAGAGGUGCUGUAUGGGUGAAAAUUGAAUUGUUUCUUUAUGUGCCAAGUUCUACCAGGACCCUGUUUGACUGUAGCAACUUUUCUUUAAAGGCUUCAUAGACAGAUAACAAGGACUUCUAGUUGGCAAGAAUCAAGUUUAAAUGAAGUAUUAUGUUUCACUUACAAGAAAUAUUAUUUUGAUAAUCCUUUGAUGUAAGUUGCUACUCAGAUUAGUUUAGUUUCUGUUACCUUACUAUGAACAUACAUUGGCACUAAUAAAUCUGAUCCUUUUUUUAUAAAAAUAAAAAA